This is a messenger RNA of Phycomyces blakesleeanus NRRL 1555(-), 953 nucleotides long. RefSeq lists its product as hypothetical. Bases 259 to 660 code for a protein of 133 amino acids. The record is from RefSeq and is a predicted model, not a curated record. The transcript has a single exon. NCBI's taxonomy places the organism in Eukaryota, Fungi, Mucoromycota, Mucoromycetes, Mucorales, Phycomycetaceae.
GAUAUUAGGUAAGCUACAAGGUUUUUUUUUAUUAAAAAAAAAGAUUGCUAUGUUCACAUCUUUUGAGCAAAAAUAAAUUAAUUAUUAAUUUAUUAACUGAUCUAUCUAUUUCCAUGUUAACCUCUCUUAGCAGCAGCAGCAUUUUUCUUCUUGCGACGCAAAAAUAAGCGACGGGACAAUGAAGCAUACGAGAACGAUCUCAACGCCUACGCUAAUCCUUACCAAGAUCACACAAACAACCUUUCCCAGCGAGGUUCGAUGAGUAACAUAUUGGCGGCUGGCGCUGGCGCUGGUGCCGCAACAGGAUCGAAUUCGGGAACACUACCCCGACAUCUAGUCGCACCUCUUCAAGGUAAAAACGAUGCUGGUGGUGGGUACGCACCUUAUCUGCCAUCAGGAGAAGCCGGUGCUACAGAUGGCUAUUAUGAGGAUGUAUCGCCUCCUUAUCCUUCGAACAACCCCGGAAUGACUGGAUACCAACACCCGGCUGGGUAUUAUCAGGAUCCAAAUGCAGUUCCUAUGAACCACUCUGUAGAAGCGUUUGGGCCUCCUUCUUAUGGCCAGUUUAGACAAGUUCCUAAUGAAGUUGGAUAUGCGUCUUCAGAGGAACGCCACGUGCCGCACCUAAUCCAGAACGAUGUUCCUCACUCUAGGGAUUAAAUAUUAUAGAAUACCUAUUUUUGGAAACUAGACUUUUUGUAGAAAAAGAAGAAAGAAAGAAAAGUUUUUUUUUUUUUGCUAUGAAAAAUCAAAGAGGCUAAAAAUUUAACAUUAACGGUGUAGCAAAUUCAGACUUGCUAAUUGGCACAAAAAUCCAAAAUGCUCUCGGUUGAAUUUAUGAUUAUCAAAGUUUACAACGCCGACUGGGUCAACUUUAUUGCAAGCAAUCGCAGCUUUUAAACACUCUGCCAAUCAUAUAUGUAUUUUUAUUAAUAAAUUUUAGAAUAAUUAUU